This is a messenger RNA of Stomoxys calcitrans (stable fly), 887 nucleotides long. RefSeq lists its product as uncharacterized. The transcript has 2 exons. The coding region runs from base 14 to 508 and encodes 164 amino acids. Lineage: Eukaryota; Metazoa; Arthropoda; Insecta; Diptera; Muscidae. The record is from RefSeq and is a predicted model, not a curated record.
UUUUUCGUUGUGCAUGGAGGCUAAUAUAAUACAACAAAAAGAAAAAAAAAUGGGCUCAAAGCAAAUGAAUCUCAACAAGAUUUAUGAGUGCGCCAUCUGUUUGGAGAGGCACUCGCUCCGCUACUGCCGAAUCUUCUGCGGCAUGACGGUGGCAGAUAGGAGGGUGACCGUCCGUAACCACAAAUAUUGUAUGAACUGCCUGGCCCGGAGUCACGAGGUGGAGGACUGCCACUCAGCCGCCACCUGUCGAAAAUGCGGCUACCAGCACCAUACGAUGCUGCACCCACAAAUUCCGGUGCCUCCUACCGCCCUCACACCAGCAUAUGUAAGCCCCAAAGUUGCCAACCGCUACACGAAGAAAGCGACGACUGAAGCCACCCCCAGACGCAAGAAGUUGAGGACAAGAAGCCAACGACCAGAAAUCAAGCCGUCUGAGCUGCUGCAGAAACAGCUGCUCGCUGAGGCGCUGAAAUGUGUGGCAACAGUUAUCUGCGAAGAUGUUGCGUAGAUGCAAGGCCGGCGGCAUGGACAAUCCUGUCCUUAACAUUUGAUUUUAUAUUUUGUUUUUUGUUUUGAAUACUUGAAUUUAAUUGUACCAUUGAAUUAUAAUUGAAUUAAAUUGUUAAAUUGUACUUCCCAACUCUGAUUGUAAUAGAAUGCUAAAAGGCAUGUCAGUUUGUACUAAAGGAAUGAUAUGGAAUUAGAACAUUCCUGACUACAUGCCCUUUUUAGAAACUUACCAUCAAACACUUGGUCAUCAGCGUUCGAUCGGUAAGGUUUGAAGAUUCUAACUCCUCUUUUCAUCUCUUUCCCUAGCGUAACAUCUACCUAACCCACUAACCCUAUUUAAAUAAACUUACAUAUUAUAACGUUUUACUGAAACCAAA